AUGGCAGACCAGGAUCUUGUUCCAAACAAGACAUGGGUUUUCAAGAACCCUCCUACCGCAUUGAUCGAACCGGGCGUCACCACCGCCAUGGAAAACAGGCCCACCCCGCUUGUGGCACCGCCCGGAGGUAUAGUCAUCAAGUUGCUCAUUGCCGGACUUGAUCCUCAUCAGCGAGACCGCAUGCGCGGAGUGGGUAAUGUAGACUAUGUUCCUCCUUAUGAAGUGGACAAGGCCAUCUCCAACUUCUCCAUCGGCCGAGUAAUUCACUCCAACUCCAGCGCCUUCGAGGAAGGUAGCCUUAUCGCUGGCAGUCUGCCCAUCUCCGAGUACAGUAUCUUGCCCGAUUUUUUCUUGGGCUUGAAGAUCAUGGCCUCGCCUGUCGUGUGGAAGGUCAGCAAUGACUACCAGCUGGACCUGAAGCACUUUGUUGGUACGCUCGGACUAGCGGGCAUGACUGCAUGGAACGCCUUUUACGGCCUGGUCAAGCCCGUCGCAGGCGAGACAAUCUGGGUGAAUGCUGCGUCGAGCUCCGUGGGCGAAGUGGUUGUCCAGCUAGCCAAGAUGGAAGGCAUGAAGGUGAUUGCCAGUGUUAGCUCGGACGAGAAAUUGGCGUACGUGAUCAACGAACUGGGCGCUGAUUCCGGCUUCAACUACAGAGAGGAACCUGUCGACUCCGCUUUGAAGCGUCUGGCGCCGGAAGGCUUGGAUGUGGUGUUUGAAAAUGUCGGAGGAGACCACUUGCAGGCAGCUAUUCAGAACAUGAAGUGGUUUGGGCGAAUCAUUAGCUGUGGAACAGCUUCUCAAUACAAUAAGCCACUCGAGGAACAGUAUGGUAUCACUAACACCUCCGAGAUCUUCCGUCGCCGCAUCACGAUCCGAGGAUUCAUGUUCUGGGAUGAGAACAUUUACAAUGACAACAUUGUCAAUUUCCUUACCAAUAUGCCGAGAUUGAUUUCUGAAGGCAAGAUCAAAUCACGAUACACCAUUUUUGAGGGUAUUGACCAGGCAGACAAGGCCUUCUUGUCCAUGUUCACUGGUGGAAGCUUUGGCAAGACGGCUCUAAAAAUUAGCGAUUAG
Penicillium angulare is the source of this 1077-nucleotide messenger RNA. RefSeq names its product MDR family NADP-dependent oxidoreductase. Lineage: Eukaryota; Fungi; Ascomycota; Eurotiomycetes; Eurotiales; Aspergillaceae. The record is from RefSeq and is a predicted model, not a curated record. Gene Ontology annotation, molecular function: oxidoreductase activity, acting on the CH-CH group of donors, NAD or NADP as acceptor. Bases 1 to 1077 code for a protein of 358 amino acids. The transcript is spliced from 2 exons.